Molecule: messenger RNA, 765 nt
Organism: Sciurus carolinensis (gray squirrel)
Lineage: Eukaryota; Metazoa; Chordata; Mammalia; Rodentia; Sciuridae
Gene: Pigp
Product: phosphatidylinositol glycan anchor biosynthesis class P
Exons: 5
Coding region: 160-564 (134 amino acids)
Biological process (GO): GPI anchor biosynthetic process
Molecular function (GO): phosphatidylinositol N-acetylglucosaminyltransferase activity
Source: RefSeq, a predicted model, not a curated record
CGCGCCGCGCCGCCCGCCCCUCUGCGGCCGCCCGCCGAGCGAUCCCGCGGCCCCCGCGCUGGCUGGCUCCCUCCCGGCGAGGGUCGCGGUGCGCCUGCGCCCGGGCGAGGGGCGCCGUCCCCCGGCCUUUCCCUGGGACUGGCCAGAGCCACAGGGAAGAUGGUGGAAAAUUCACCGUCGCCACUGCCAGAAAGAGCGAUUUAUGGCUUUGUUCUUUUCUUAAGCUCCCAGUUUGGCUUCAUACUUUAUCUUAUGUGGGCUUUUAUUCCUGAAUCUUGGCUGAACUCCUUAGGCUUAACCUAUUGGCCUCAAAAAUAUUGGGCAGUCGCAUUACCUGUCUACCUCCUUAUUACUAUAGGAAUUGGUUAUGUACUCUUAUUUGGAAUUAACAUGAUGAGUACUUCUCCCCUCAACUCGAUUCAUACGAUCACAGAUAACUAUGCUACAAACCAACAAAAGAAGAAAUACCAAGAAGAGGCCAUCCCAGCAUUAAGAGAUAUUCCUAUUAGUGAAGUAAACCAAAUGUUCUUUCUCACAGCCAAAGAACUUUACACCAGAAAGUGAGUCGCAUGUAAACAUGCUACCAUCAAGCAUGAUAAGUUUUUGACAGAAUAAUUUUGCCCAUAAUUAUACUAUUUUCUCUUAUUGCUCAAUAUUGAAAUGUAAAAAAAAGAAAGUCAUUCUCUUAAGUAAAUUUUGAUUAAUAUUGUAAAUGUUUUCAAACAUUCAUUAUUAAUAGAAUAAAUAAAAUACUUCAUUACCUUA